AUGACAGCAGUUAAUAUGAUUGAAGAUAUUCUAGAAAAUGACAAUUUAGUUGUAUAUUUUUCACAUCACUGUAUACGAGAUUUACGAAUAGCAAACAUUUUUGAUAAAAAACAUUCAUUAACACAUGUACAUAAAAUUCGAAAUUUUUUCCAUCAUCUUUUACCAAAAUUAACUUUUGGUGUUAAAGAACUAGUUGAUGAAUGGUCCAGUUUCACUUUUGAUAAAAAAUCAAAUGAUCCUUCUAAUGAUACAGUAAACCUAUCGGAUUGUCUCAUUAAUGGAAUAAUGGAGCAUGAAGAUAACGUACAACAUAUCUCGGUAUCGCGGCGUUAUACCAAUCGUACUUCUGCCAAUGGCACUUAUACCAAUGUAAUUAAACUUUUUCAUGAAAUUACUGACGCCGCUAAUUUCGAACAAGGAAGAUUAUAUCUACCAGCUGAAAAAGAUAUUGAUGUAAAGUUUGAAACACCGGCUACUCAUACUCUUACUAGUGAAAGUGGUAAAGCUGUCGAAAGGUUUUUAUGUGGGUGCGUAAUCGAUGCAAUUUAUCAUCCAGUAACUUAUUCAGACAAAAAAUUACUCAUUAUAGAUACUGUAUAUUUUCUUGAAUCUAUACCAUCUCGAGAAAUCACGGAUGAAUCCAUUAAUGAAUUAUUUGCACCUGAUUUGAAAACUAUUAUAGAUUUAAAACCUAAAGCUGGUGGCGUAGUUAGACGAAACAAAAAACGAAAAUCCAACGUAAAACGAUAUAAGAAGAGAGAAUCGGCAUCAAAUCUACCAAUGGUUAUGAUGAUAGAUGGAAUGAAAAAUUUUGAAAAUACAAUUGAUCGAGAUAAACGUUCAAAACAAUUCUAUUUUACAUCGUUUAUAGAACAACGCUUGAAUUUUUAUAAUGAAUGGAAACAAAAAAAUAAAACACAUAUCAUAUUUAACCAUUAUAUUGGUACUUGGCCUUCCUAUAGUCGAACAAUUGAUUUUGUUUUGCCCACUCAAUACAUAUUAGCUACUACCAGUUUAACAGCCGAUGAAUAUUCUUGUUUAAGUCAUCUUACAUAUCCAUUAUUUCAUGAAAAUUUACCUGUUUGGUAUUCGAUCAAUACAUAUAAAGAUGAAGAAAGACUGUAUCUUCGCUCGAUAUUAUUAUCAUUUAAAGGAAAGGGUUAUUGGGAUGUUUUACAUUAUCGUACUUUUUUUAAACAUUUACAUAAUGGAAAAGAUACGUUAAUAAUUUUCACUGAUGAAGAUGAUAAGAAUAGUAGUAGUAAAGAUUAUGAUUAUAUUGAACUGAUGCAACGAUCAAAUUAUUGCUUAGUUCCAAGUGGCAGACGAUUGAGUUCAUAUCGUUUUUUAGAAGUAUUAAAAUAUUCUUGUAUUCCAAUAAUUAUUAAUCAUGAGUGGAUGUUACCAUUUAGUGAAAUUAUUGAAUGGCAUAAUGUAGCUAUUAUUUUAUCAAAUAACUUUACGCUUAGUCUAUUACCAUUUUAUUUACAAACAACAAUAAGUGAACAUGAACGAGAGAGUCGACGUAAAAUGUGUUAUCAACUCUGGCUCAGAUAUUUUUCGUCAAUUGAUCGAAUUACACGAACAACGUUAGAAAUACUCAACGAUAGAUAUUCAAGUCAAAAACGGCCAAAAUGGUUAUGGAUGACUUAUUAUGGUGCACUAUUUACAGAUAUCGAUUAUGGACUAGGUCGUGAUGGUAAAUGGUCUCGUUAUCCAUUUUAUUAUUCUGACUUAUUGAGCAAGGAUAAGAAAGAGAGAUCAUUUUCGUAUUAUUUUCGAAGUUUAAGGCAAUGUCAAAUAAAUCAUGGACCAGAAUUUAUUUACUGUCAUAAAAAUGGAACAAUGUUAAAAUUCAAGCGAAAAAUGAGUGAUUGUAUUAUUCGAAUGAGUAAUAGUCAACAAAUGAAUGGUACUCAAUUAUGCCAACUAUAUACGAGGUGGUUGAUAGAUCCAGCUAAUGUUAUAUUUACUCCAUCACUGGAUAUUUUAUUUAUUCAUAAAUAUUAUUUGUAUUUGUACAAAACACAAUAUAAAAUGAGAUUACAAUUGAGUGGAAAUUAUACUCAAGAAACAUUUUGGUUGAUCAAUCUUGUUUCACACGUUAUACAAAACAAAGUUUUUAUGCACUACAACAAGCCAUUUAUUUCAAAUUUUACAGAUUUGUUUACUGACCCGGUUGACAAUGUAACACAUAUCUUUGGAUAUGAGCCCGUUAGAACUUACGGUUGUAUCGUGUUCUGA
Messenger RNA from Didymodactylos carnosus, 2244 nucleotides. The record is from the annotation of a GenBank genome assembly. Lineage: Eukaryota; Metazoa; Rotifera; Eurotatoria; Philodinida; Philodinidae.